AUGGGCUCAAUUGACAUCGUCGGACCUCUAUUCCAACCACUGCGCCUAGGUGCCCUAUCUCUAAGCCACCGCGUCGUGCAGGCCCCCUGCACACGCAUGCGAUCAACCAAAGAGUCAGAUGGCGUCUUCGUUCCAAACGACCUCAACGUCGAAUACUACUCCCAACGCGCUUCAGCCGGAGGCUUCAUGUUGACAGAGGCAACUCCCAUCAGCAGAUAUGCCGCCGGAUACCCAGGCGUCCCCGGAAUAUUCACCGAGUCGCAAAUUGCUGGCUGGAAGAAAGUGACGGACGCAGUCCACGCCAAGGGCGCAUACAUUUAUUGUCAACUCUGGCAUGUCGGUCGAGCGACUGUUCCUUCGUUCAUCGAUGGGAAGCAGGCUGUCAGUUCCAGCGAUAUUCCCAUCACUGGGAAUGGUCUGGAUGGAAGCGAGUAUGCGGCUUCGCCGCCGCGGCCCAUGACGGUUGAGGAGAUCCAGGAGACUGUCCAAGAAUAUGCGGCUGCUGCGCUUCGUGCGAGAGAGGCUGGUUUCGACGGUGUUGAAGUCCACGGCGCAAACGGCUACCUCCUCGACCAAUUCCUCCACGACAACGUCAACAACCGCACCGAUUCCUACGGCAGCACAAUCGAAAACCGCUCACGCAUCGUCCUGGAAGUACUAACCGCCGUCGCUGCCGCAAUCGGUGCUGAUCGAGUCGGAAUCCGUCUUUCCCCGUACAACUAUUUCCAAGACACACGCGACUCCAACCCAAACGCGCACUGGCUAUCUCUCUGCUCGCAGAUUGCAAGUCUUCCAAGCGAAUCCCGGCCCUCGUACGUGCACAUGGUCGAGCCUCGCUUCGACGAGGUGCUGGACGAGGACGCGAAGAUCGGAUCGUUGGCGAUCGAGCGGCCUUCGCUGGAUAUAUUCCGGCCAACGUUGAAGAAGGGUGGCAUUGCAUUCCUUGCUGCGGGGAAUUUCAAUGCGGAGAAUGCGGGUCCGAAGAUUGUCGCUGAUGGGGCUGAUGCGGUUGUUUUUGGGAGGUGGUUUAUUGCGAAUCCGGAUUUGCCGAGGCGGUUGAAGGACAACUUGCCGUUGAAUUCGUAUGAUCGGACGACGUUUUAUGGGGCGAUGCCUGCUGAGAAGGGGUAUACAGACUAUCCCGUUUACAGUAAGUGA
Messenger RNA from Penicillium argentinense, 1158 nucleotides. Its product is annotated as alkene reductase. Gene Ontology annotation, molecular function: FMN binding; NADPH dehydrogenase activity. Lineage: Eukaryota; Fungi; Ascomycota; Eurotiomycetes; Eurotiales; Aspergillaceae. The coding region runs from base 1 to 1158 and encodes 385 amino acids. The transcript has 3 exons. The record is from RefSeq and is a predicted model, not a curated record.